AUGGUCCAAGCCCAGUCUGAAGCGGCCAGCGUGAGGAUCAUCCUACACGAUAUUCCUGUCCUUGCCCAAGUGGAAAUACAUCUUGUGAUGGCUCGCACUGUGGAAGCUGGUCGUCGGAUGGUUUCUUGGAUUGCUGACCACCUUUCUGCUGUCAUUCCUCAUGGUUUGACUGCACGCAUUCUGUACAAUGACCCCGCUGUCCGCGAGGACUUUGGUUUGGGUCACCCACCGGAUGGUCUCCCUGACAUUGAUGCGCAGUCGUCCUACCCCCAUUUCCCUGGAAUCGUGUUCCUUAGUUUUGCUUUAUUGCCUUCAGGAACCUUGCACCUUCGGGUUGAGACAUUGUGCAACACGGCUCACGAACUGUAUGAUGUCAUGCGCGGGAUCACCGGUAGAUGCGAGUUGGCAGAUGGUACUUUGAGGCGGUUACAGAUCAUAUUUGAGGAGUUAGAAAUAGCAUUCGGGCUCAUAGCAUUCCCUCCUCUGAUAACCAGCUUCCAAUUGCUGUCGGACUAG
Messenger RNA from Sparassis crispa, 516 nucleotides. RefSeq lists its product as hypothetical. Bases 1 to 516 code for a protein of 171 amino acids. NCBI's taxonomy places the organism in Eukaryota, Fungi, Basidiomycota, Agaricomycetes, Polyporales, Sparassidaceae. The transcript has a single exon. The record is from RefSeq and is a predicted model, not a curated record.